AAAUCCCUUAAAACAAACAAAUGAUCAUUAAGAAGUUUUUUUUAAUGGCUUUAUGGCUGAUUUUAGAAAGUUUUCAGGUUGUGGUUCUAUCGCUGAUUAACAAUCAUCUCACGUGUCCCUGUCAUGUAGAUGUGACACCAAGCAGCAGAAACUUUGUGACUUUUCACACAAAUUAAAAACACAGACAAAAUCACAGAACGAUCGAAGCGAUAUAAUAUUCCUGCCAUCACAGGUUCAUGUUGUUAUUUUUUCCAUUAAAGUGUGAUUUCAAGAACUCAAAAACCUGAACAUUUUCCCUAAAAAGUUUCGACUCCUUUCCAGAUCCCAUCACGUCCCGGAUGCCUGUCUGGAGGAAGAUCUCGCUCUUUUUCUUCUGAUAAAAAAGAAACACAGAUUCUGCUUAAAUGCAGGUUUUAUUUCGAACUGAUACGUAAGAUACUGAUACUCUAUACUUUCUUCAGUCAUCUCCAGACUGAGUUUUUCUUUUUCAUUGCUCUCUUGAGUACUUUUUCUCUCCUUCUCCUUAUUUACUUUGCUUUGUUUGUCGUCUUUCUUUCUUUCUUUCUUUCUUUCUUUCUUUCUUUCUUUCUUUCUUUCUUUCUUUCUUUCUGUAUGAAAGGAUUUGGUAAAAAGACAGACCGUUUUUUCCCCAGCUGACUUCAGGGUGUUUUGUUUAAAAAGAGGGGGAAAAAGAAAGAAAGGUUGAGUAUGUGUAGUGAUAGUCUGUUAAAUCAACAAGGGCAACGUCAUGACCUUUAAAGAACAAGUGCACUCUCUCUCUCUUUCUCACUAUCUCUCUCUUUCUCUCUCUGUCUCUCUCACAUCUUCUUUCUCUCUUUUACUCUCUCUGAUUGGCUGCGUUAAACUCCGUCAGUGUCGGUGCUGAGACACACACACAGAGAGAGAGAGAGAGAGAGAGAGAGAGAGAGAGAGAGAGAGAGAGAGAGAGAGAGAUGAAGCGGGUCUGUGCGCUCGUGGAUGAAAGCGCGAUUCGGUAACAUAAGCAAUCACCAGGGGACUAAAUCCGAUCGUUUGCGUCUCCGCGCGCUCCGCUUCAUUGAUCCUUUGAUCUGCGCUUGAUUUUCUUUGAGGGAAUUUUAUUUAGAAAUGCGUGCCAUCGCGUGCCAUCGUCGUCGCCUCCUGUUCGCUCCGCUCUCCUGCCCUCUGGUCUUCGCACGCCGUUCGCGCGCUUGACGCAGCGUCUGAUGAGAGAGCUCGUGGGCCAGCGGCGAGCAGCAUGUCCUCGCGCAAGAUCUCGUCGGAGUCGUUCAGCUCGGUGGGUUCCGACUGCCUCGAGAGCCCCGACGAUGCCGAGUGCCCGUUCUCGCGCGCCUUCUGGAACGGCCGGAGCCCCGCGGAGACGCGCGCGUGUCCGUUCGACGACCAGGUUGCCACGGGAGCGAGAAGGGCCGCCAGGAGGAAGCGCGUGAAUUUGGACUCGCUAGGAGAGAGUCUGAGACGGCUCACUUCACCCACGACACAGACGAUCGAGCAGGCUUUGCAGAGAACUGUGGACUUCUACAGACAGAGAAAUAACAGCAGUGAGGACGGAUCUGACCAGAAACAUGGAUUAGAAAAAUGUCCGUUUGUAAACUCCCAGUCUGACAACCAAACUGACAUCUCAGGAAUUCUGCAGUAUACAGCGGCAAUAGUGGGUGUGGGGUUCCCGACCCUCCGGGAGCGUUUCGGUGAAGAAUUCUUUGGACUUUGUCUAGAGGAGAACGAGCGAGUUCUCCGUGCUCUGGGUGGGAACUUGCAAGACUUCUUUAACGGAUUUGAUGCUCUACUGGAGCACGCCAGGACUUCGUACGGCCGCAGAGCGUCUUCGGAGUCAGCGUCCUUUCUGUGCAAGGAUACGGAGGAAAACAGAGAUGAUGAUGGAGGAGGAAGAACCCUGCUUCUGCACUGCUUUAACCCCGAUCCUACGGUGGGCGUGGCCAUGCCAGGGUUGAUCCGAGCUGCCGCUCGCCGCAUUUACCAAGCAGAAGUUGAGGUGGAGGAGGCUCCACCCACACGUCUCCGUGCAAUUAACGAGGAUGGAGAAAUCUCUGAUCGCUCUACCCCAUCAUCAUCUCCAUCUCCACCCACUUUCUCAUCCCCUGGCUGUUUGUCGUUCCUCAUCCGAGAAGUUCGGAUCGCGUCGUCCUUGCCAUUGCCGUCAUCAAUGUCCUCACGUGAGCUGUCACACUCGCCGACGGACCUCCGGAUCGGACUGAGCACCUUCUGCAGAGCGUUUCCAUUUCACCUCAUCAUUGGCCCCAACAUGGAAGUUCUGCAGGUGGGGGUGGGGCUAAAGAAUGUCGGGGAGGGGAUUAGGAAGCCACACAGGACGCUGAGCUUCAGUGACAGCUUCCAGCUCGUCUCUCCGAGAAUUCCUUGCUCUUUCCAGAACAUUCUGCUGCGGCUGUCUACUCCGUUCACCAUUCGCACCAGGCCAGACCCGUCUGCUCUGGAGAGCAGGGAGAAGGUCAUGGAACUGAAGGGUCAGAUGAUUCAUCUUCCAGAGUCGAACUCCAUCAUGUUCCUGGGCUCGCCUCGUGUCGAUAGGUUGGAGGAGCUAAUGGGGCGUGGCUUACAUCUUUCAGACAUCCCUAUCCAUGAUGCCACUCGUGAUGUCAUACUGGUGGGCGAGCAGGCAAAGGCUCAGGAUGGCUUGAAGAAGCGCAUGGACAAGCUAAAGGCCACACUGGAGCGAACGCAUCGCGCACUGGAGGAGGAGAAGCGACGCACCGUCGAGCUUCUCUACUCCAUCUUCCCAGGCCAUGUGGCACAGAGACUCUGGCAGGGACUUCCUGUCCAGGCCAAAAAGUUUGAUGAUGUCACCAUGUUGUUCUCUGACAUCGUAGGAUUUACGGCCGUGUGCGAACACUGCACACCGAUGCAGGUCAUCAGCAUGCUGAACGAGCUGUACACGCGCUUCGACUACCAAUGUGGUGUGCUUGAUGUCUACAAGAUUGAAACCAUCGGCGAUGCGUACUGUGUGGCUGCAGGGCUCCACAGGAAAUGUGUCUGUCACGCCAGGCCGAUUGCGUUAAUGGCACUGAAGAUGAUCGAGCUCUCAGAGGAGGUUCUCACACCCGACGGAAAGCCCAUCAAGCUGCGUAUAGGGAUCCACUCGGGUUCUGUGUUAGCUGGAGUGGUUGGUGUGAAGAUGCCGCGUUACUGUUUGUUCGGUAACAACGUCACACUCGCCAGCAAGUUCGAGUCCGGCAGCCAACCGCGGCGCAUUAACGUUUCCCCAACAACGUACCAGUUCCUUCAUGACGAUCGCUCGUUCUCUUUCAUCUCUCGCUCCCGUCAGGAGCUUCCUGAAAACUUUCCCAAAGAGAUUCCAGGACUCUGCUACUUCCUGGAGGCCGGGAAAUCUGGUCAAGGAAGCCACACCUCCUUGACCAACACUCGUUCAGCCCCCAUCCGAAAAGCAUCCUAUAACAUCGGGACCAUGUUUCUACGUGAAACCAGCCUCUGAGGAAAGCCCUGCUUACCUCCUAUGCCGCUACUUAAACCAUGCCUAUAAGGCCAGAGGUGCCUGUGGCAACCAGUGGCUCCUCCUGGAGCACGUCGCUACCUGCAACUCCGCCCUGACCCCACAUCACCCCUUUCCUGUCCCAGAGCCCCCUGCGACCUGCCCCACAGUCCCAUGCAGAGCUGAUGAGAAGGUCUGCAGGAACAAGAAAUGAAUAUUCAUGAAUAUUCAAAUUUGACUUUAAAAGAAUUAUGGACAUUUGCAUUAAGCCUUUUGCUCCACACAUAUUAUAUGCACAACAACAACAACAACACACACACAAGCACACAAAACACACAAAAUAUAAGCAUAUACAAUAUACACAUGGCUCUCAGCAACUUAUGAACCUGGUGCCUUCUGAUAAAUAAACACAAUGUGUUUGUGUGUGUGUGUGUGUGUGAGAGAGAGAGAGAGAGAGAGAGAGAGACAGUGUGUGUUUGAGUGUUUCAGCUUGUGAGGCCCCCUGCUUUAAUUUCAUUCAGACUGGACUGUCAGCCAUUCUCCAUCCAUUCACACUACACCAACACCUGUCAAUCAAGCUCAGCCCUCCAUUCACACCACACCAACUUCUGUCAAUCAAGCUCAGCCCUCCAUUAACACUACACCAACACCUGUCAAUCGAGCUCAGCCCUCCAUUCACACCACACCAACACCUGUCAAUUGAGCUCAGCCCUCCAUUCACACCACACCAACACCUGUCAAUCAAACGCAGCCCUCCAUUAACACUACACCAACACCUGUCAAUGGAGCUCAGCCCUCCAUUGACACUACACCAACACCUGUCAAUCGAGCUCAGCCCUCCAUUCACACCACACCAACACCUGUCAAUUGAGCUCAGCCCUCCAUUCACACCACACCAACACCUGUCAAUCAAACGCAGCCCUCCAUUAACACUACACCAACACCUGUCAAUCAAACGCAGCCCUCCAUUAACACUACACCAACACCUGUCAAUGGAGCUCAGCCCUCCAUUAACACUACACCAACACCUGUCAAUCAAACUAGCCCUCCAUUCACACCACACCAACACCUGUCAAUCAAGCUCAGCCCUCCAUUCACACUACACCAACACCUGUCAAUCAAAAUCAGCCCUCCAUUCACACCACACCAACACCUGUCAAUCAAGCUCAGCCCUCCAUUCACACUACACCAACACCUGUCAAUCGAGCUCAGCCCUCCAUUCACACCACACCAACACCUGUCAAUCGAGCUCAGCCCUCCAUUCACACCACACCAACACCUGUCAAUCAAACGCAGCCCUCCAUUAACACUACACCAACACCUGUCAAUGGAGCUCAGCCCUCCAUUGACACUACACCAACACCUGUCAAUCAAACUAGCCCUCCAUUCACACCACACCAACACCUGUCAAUCAAGCUCAGCCCUCCAUUCACACUACACCAACACCUGUCAAUCAAAAUCAGCCCUCCAUUCACACCACACCAACACCUGUCAAUCAAGCUCAGCCCUCCAUUCACACUACACCAACACCUGUCAAUCAAACUCAGCCCUCCAUUCACACCACACCAACACUCUUUCAGUAACAUCAUGCCCUGACCCAAUACCAAUCCAUCGAACCCAGCCCACCAAUCACACUGCAAUAAAAACUCAGUCAAAUCCAGCACUCCAAUCACAUCACACUAAAGGCAGUCUAUCAAGCCGAACCCUCUAAUCUCACCAUACAAAGAGCUGUCAAUCAAACCCAGCCCUCCAAUCACAUCACAUCAACAUGUCAAUCAAACCAAGACCUGUCAAUCAAACCCAGCCCUCCAAACACAUCCAGAGCUGUCAAAUAAACUUAAAUUAACUCUAAUUAAACCACAACAAAACCUGUUAAUCAUUUUCCACAAUAUCAAUAAAAUGAAGUAUAGCUUACAGCG
Molecule: messenger RNA, 5385 nt
Organism: Tachysurus fulvidraco (yellow catfish)
Lineage: Eukaryota; Metazoa; Chordata; Actinopteri; Siluriformes; Bagridae
Gene: gucy1a2
Product: guanylate cyclase 1, soluble, alpha 2
Exons: 9
Coding region: 1238-3469 (743 amino acids)
Biological process (GO): response to oxygen levels; cGMP biosynthetic process
Cellular component (GO): guanylate cyclase complex, soluble
Molecular function (GO): heme binding; guanylate cyclase activity
Source: RefSeq, a predicted model, not a curated record